CAGGCGCGUUGUGCGCCGGCGGCCGGGGCGGGGGCUGCGGAGGAUGCGACGGCUUUUGGUUUGUUUGGAUUGUGGGCGGUGCGUGCACAGCCCGGGAAAAGCGGGAAAUGGCGGCGCCGAGCGCGCCCUCCCUGCCCGCGCUCCAGCAAAAGGGGCUAAUGGCCGCGGACAGGGGGCGCAGGAUAUUGGGAGUAUGUGGCAUGCAUCCUGACCAUCAGGAAGCUCUAAAAAAGAACCGAGUGGUGCUGGCCAAACAGCUGUUGCUGAGUGAACUGUUAGAACACCUCUUGGAGAAGGACAUCAUCACCUUAGAAAUGCGGGAGCUCAUUCAGGCCAAAGUUACAAGUUUCGGCCAGAAUGUGGAACUCCUCAACUUGCUGCCCAAGAGGGGUCCUCAGGCUUUUGAGGCUUUCUGUGUAGCCCUGAGGGAGACCAAGCAGGGCCACCUGGAGGAUCUGUUACUCACAACCCUUUCUGGUCUUCAGCACGUACUCCCACCGGUAUGGAGCCCUAGAAAUACGUUGAGAAGGUUGAGCUGUGACUACGACUUGAGUCUCCCUUUCCCGGUGUGUGAGUCCUGUCCUCCUCACAAGCAGCUCCGCCUGUCUACAGAUACUGUGGAACACUCCCUAGACAACGGAGACGGUCCUCCCUGCCUUCAGGUGAAGCCUUGCACUCCUGAGUUUUAUCAAGCACACUACCAGCUGGCCUAUAGGUUGCAGUCUCGGCCUCGUGGCCUGGCACUGGUGCUGAGCAAUGUGCACUUCACUGGAGAGAAGGACCUGGAGUUUCGCUCUGGAGGUGAUGUGGACCACAGCACUCUAGUCACCCUCUUCAAGCUCUUGGGCUACAACGUCCAUGUUCUUCUUGACCAGACUGCAAAGGAAAUGCAAGAGAAACUCCAGAAUUUUGCCCAGUUACCUGCUCACCGUGUCACUGACUCCUGCAUAGUGGCACUCCUCUCUCAUGGCGUGGAGGGUGGCAUCUAUGGUGUGGAUGGCAAACUGCUUCAGCUGCAAGAGGUUUUUCGGCUCUUUGACAAUGCCAACUGCCCGAGCCUACAGAACAAGCCGAAAAUGUUCUUCAUCCAGGCCUGCCGUGGAGAUGAAACAGAUCGUGGGGUUGACCAGCAAGAUGGAAAGAACCAUGCAAAAUCCCCUGAGUGCGAGGAGAGUGAUGCUGGUAAAGAGGAGUUGCUGAAGAUGCGACUGCCCACUCGCUCAGACAUGAUAUGUGGCUAUGCCUGCCUCAAAGGGACUGCUGCCAUGCGUAACACCAAAAGGGGUUCCUGGUACAUUGAGGCCCUCACCCAAGUGUUCUCUGAGAGAGCUUGUGACAUGCACGUGGCCGACAUGCUUGUUAAGGUGAAUGCACUUAUCAAGGAGCGUGAAGGAUAUGCCCCUGGCACAGAGUUCCACCGAUGCAAGGAGAUGUCUGAGUACUGUAGCACUCUGUGCCGUCACCUCUAUCUAUUCCCAGGACACCCUCCCACGUGAUGCCACCUCUCCAUCAUCCAUGCUGGAUAGAGGCUGCUGGACCACAGGAAGCAUGAGACAGCCUUUUCUCUUCAAGAUGCACGGUUUCUGUUCUCCCCUCUCAGGGAUUGGGAAUCUCCCAGGCUUGUUUCACACACUCAUCAUCUCCGCCUUUGAGUGUGGGACUAUGUGAAGCUCUUUCCCUGUAGAGCUGGCUCUGGCUGGACUUAUUGCCAAGUGUUUGGCUGCAGUAGAGGAGCCUGGUAAAUGAUGUUGUGAACACAGUGUCUUUAUGGGGAGAGUGCAUAUGGGUUUCCUCGAUGUUUGUGUUGAGUUCCUGCCCCCAGGGUUUUGUAGGUAGCACUUUGGUAAUUGCUUUCGUUAUGUUAGUUAAGAGGUCUCAGAGAUCAUCUCCUAUCUUUUCUUUCAUGUCCCAACCCCAUUUGUCCCAGAGUGAGUUGCUGGGACCUCGGGUGCAUAGGAAAUAGGUUGUUUGACUUCUUCUUCAUAAAGGGAAAGCGGCUACUGAGCUAACUGCUUAAUGGGCUUCUAUUUCCCUGAGAAUAAACACGUGACACAAGAGGAAUGUCAUGAGAUCAAGGGUGAUUUAAUGUAGGCAUUUUUCAUUUGUCUUCAAAAAGACAAACAGAACUAGAGACACACUCUGUUGCUAUAUGUGGAAAUGACCUGUGCAUUCCCUUCGGAACCGCAAGGCCACACAGUGGAAGGACAGUCUUCUCAGCUCAAGGAAUUCAACUGUUCAGCAGAGCUUAGGGUUUGGAUGCCUUGUGUCUGUAACUUGGUGAUCUUUGCCCACAGAAGUUCCAAAGAUCUUUUAAUUGUUGUUCUCUCUCUGAACUUUGUUACUGAAAUGAGCCUUGCAGAGAGUGUCAGCUCGUUGAUCUUUGCCCACGGAAGUUGCAAAGAUCUUUUAAUUGGUGGUUCUCUCUCUGAACUUUGUUACUGAAAUAAGCCUUGCAGAGUGUCAGCAGAGGCAGAUAAGAGUAGCUUGUACUCUACAACCUGUCACCUUAUCUUCUCUUUUCUUCCUAUGAAAUGUCCCUUUCUGUAAAAGCUUCCUAGUUGUUAUCUCCCUGCUUCCUGUUUCCUCUCCUCUUUACCUUCAUUUCAUCCUGUUUAUUGCUGCCCCCAAAUUGCUUAGAUAGUACUUAAUUGGAUCAUUGGCUGCUCAAGGAUAUAAUGCAGUACCUUGUUCCUGCUUUCUGCUUCAGUGUUAAAUCCCCUUUUGAUUUUAUAUGGCCUGUUUCCCCUUCCCAUUACGUUUCUCCAUUUCAAGGAGGGCACUUCCAUAUGUUAUUAGGUUACCCUAGAAGCCUUCUUUAUCUUUGCUUCUAUGAAACUCUCCUGUUCUUUAAGCCCUUCUUUUCUACUUCUAUUCUUGCCCCUUCUAAUCUAACCUCUAUGUGACAGAUUUUGGUUUUGAUUUUUAAAUAGAAAUCUGAUCAUGUCACUCCCGUGUUUGGAACGCUUUGGUUUCCUUCUAUACCUCAAAUAAAAUCCAACUUCUUACCUUGGCCUACAAGGCCCCUGCCUUCCCCCUUGAACCUCAUUAAGUACUAAUUUCCCUCUAAAUGACAGCCACAGUGGCUUCUUCAGUUUCAUAAUUCUGAGCUCUUUCCUGUCCUGGACCAUCUCACUUUUCUGGGGUCUCCCGUCCUUGGCUUGAGUGGCUUCUUCAUUCUUCAAGUCUCAGCUUAAAGCCCCCCUCCGGAGGCCUUCCCAGGCCCUUCUAUCUGUAAACAGUCUUCUCCUGUGCUUCUCUCUUACUGCAUCCUGUUUAAUUCCUUUGUUGCACAUAUCACAAUCUAUAAUCAUAUAUUUACUUGCUUCACCUGUUCAUUUCUGUCUCCCCUACUAGGUCGUAAGUUCCAUGAGAGCAGAACCCUUGUCUCUCUUGUUCACCAGUAUGUACCCAGUGCCUGGCACAUGGUAGGUCUUCAAUAAAUGUUUGUUGAAUGAAAGAAGGAAGAAAGCAAUCCUAGCUAGAAUCCUCCUUUUUGACAAAAUUUCCCUUUGAUAAUAUACACAGUUGAGCGUUUGUACUCUAUUUUUCCAUGUGUUUUGUUUUAUCCACUGGUAUUAAUUAGCUCCUGAAGACAGAUGUCAUGUGUGAGACAGAUGUCACGUGUGAGACAACUUCCUCCACUUCCCCCAUAGUGCCUGGCACAGUGCUCGGCCUACAGAAGUUCAGGUGCUUAGUCAAUACUUGUUCUGUGAGCCAGGUGGUUCAGAGACUUGUUGCCAAGUCCUGCCCUUGGGUCAGUAUCAUAUGGAAGUAUUUGGGUGAUAGAACCUUUCCACUUCCCACUGCCAGGAUUUUGUAUUGCCAUCAGGUGCCAAAUAAAUGCUCGUAUUUAUUACUGA
Messenger RNA from Equus caballus (horse), 3860 nucleotides. RefSeq names its product caspase 2 (gene CASP2). Gene Ontology annotation, biological process: proteolysis; regulation of apoptotic process. Lineage: Eukaryota; Metazoa; Chordata; Mammalia; Perissodactyla; Equidae. The record is from RefSeq and is a predicted model, not a curated record. Gene Ontology annotation, molecular function: cysteine-type endopeptidase activity.